Molecule: messenger RNA, 387 nt
Organism: Coccidioides immitis RS
Lineage: Eukaryota; Fungi; Ascomycota; Eurotiomycetes; Onygenales; Onygenaceae
Exons: 2
Coding region: 1-387 (128 amino acids)
Source: RefSeq, a predicted model, not a curated record
AUGAGCAGCCCGGAUCCAAAUGAAGGAUCGAAAUGGAAAGGCGACAGGCAAGCGAGAGAUGACAUGUGUACGUAUGCAGAACAGGCGUUUAACGAGUCAGUUAGGCAGCACGCGGUCUUGUUGCGCCUCGUCUUCCCGCAUGCCGACCGUCGAUUCAAUCGGACGUUUUCCUCUAUCGACCUCCACGGGGGGGAUUCACUCAGUCUGCCUUGUCAGGUCCUAAAUUCCGCGCUCAUCCUCCCUUCCGUCUGCGCUCUGGCUCUGAUCCAUUCCCUAUCCGGCCCCGCGGAUUUGCGACCCGAAACCGGACAUCAGGAUGCGAACGGCAAGGCUAGAAAGCCGACGCUCACCCUUGGAAGAGGGUGUUUGCUUCACAUCGACUCCUAG